GCGGAGGACGCCUCUCUCCGCUCGCCAUUCGAAGCGGCCUGGCCGCGAGCCCCGCAACCCAAUCCGUCCGCCAUGGCGCUGUGGGUGCACGCCGCCGCCGUCGCCGCCCCGCGUCUCCUCCCCCCUCCCUCGCUCCACCGCUCUGCUCCGGGCACGGCGCCUCCUCUCCUCCCCCUUGUCCGCGCCUUCGCCUCCCUCCGCUCCGGCCCCAGCUCCUCCCGGUGGACGCGGCGGGCGAGCGUGCGCGUCCGCGCGGGCGCCGGCGGCGGAGGUGGGCGGAGGAGGGAGUCCCCGUACGAGGUGCUCGGCGUGGCGCCGUCGGCCGCGCCCGCAGACAUCAAGCGCGCGUACCGGCGCCUCGCGCUCAAGUACCACCCGGACGUCAACAAGGAGGGGAAUGCUCAGGAGAAGUUUCUGAGGAUCAAGCACGCCUACAACACGCUGAUGAACUCGGAGAGCCGAUCCAAGUACGCGAGCAGCAGCAGCAGCAGCGGCCCUGAUUCUUCGUGGUCUCCCGGGAGCAGCAAGCCAGCUGAUGCAGAAGAGGAUUUCUAUGGGUUUGGGGAUUUCCUUAAAGACCUGCAAACAGAAUUUCAGAACUGGGAGGCUGGCCUGAACUCAGAGCAGAAACCUAAAAGCCUGUGGGAAGAACUGUCAGCGAUUGGCGAGGAAUUUGUGGAGUUCCUGGAGAACGAACUCAAUGUCGAUGGCUCGAGUACCGAGGAUGACGAUGGCAAUGAUCCGUACACGCAGUUUGGAGGGGGUGGCAGAAAGGCUCGGGGUGACAAGAAAGGAACAAACAGCUCCGAUGACGGCGUGUCUGACAUAGAGUCCGUUCUCGAGCAGCUGAAGAAGGAGCUGGGGCUUAGCUAAACCGUUUUGCGUAUUGCAGUUGCUACUGACAGGAUGUUUUUCAUAUGAAGGUAUUUCCUGCAGCGACUUUUUCCCCGAUGGCAGUAAUAGUUACAACUACUAGACACUGUAAUUUAGUUGACAGAACUCAUGAGCGUUUUGCAAAAUGUGUGUACUGUUGCUGGUUUCUAGGAUUUGCGGUUUGCUUUUGGAUUGGAAUUUUGGGGGUGAAAGUAGCUGAUAUCCCGGUCA
Aegilops tauschii subsp. strangulata is the source of this 1104-nucleotide messenger RNA. RefSeq lists its product as uncharacterized. The record is from RefSeq and is a predicted model, not a curated record. Gene Ontology annotation, biological process: protein refolding. Gene Ontology annotation, cellular component: cytoplasm. Lineage: Eukaryota; Viridiplantae; Streptophyta; Magnoliopsida; Poales; Poaceae.